UAUGGAGUGGAUUAUAUAGUCUCCUCAUACAGGAAGAACAUAUACUUCUAUUAAAAUUAUUGGAGAAGGAGAGUAUGGGACUGUAUGGCUUACUUAAAGAGAUGAUUAAAGUAUUUUGUUUUUAAUUUUCUAGAUCUUUUUGCUUGUAAAUUAUUAAAACCUAAGUUUGCUUUAUGGAGUAUAGAAAAAAGUAAGAAAUUUGAAGAAAGAGCAUAAUAAGAAAUAUAAACACUCAUCAAAAGUACUCAUGUUAAUGUCGUCAGAUAUGAAGACUGCUUUUAGAAAGAAAAUGGAGGUAAAAUUGAUAGAUACAUUAUAUCUGAAUAUUGUGAAGGUGAUACUUUAAAAACAUUAUUGGAUGCGAAAGGAAGAUUAAGCGAAAAUGAAGCUUUUUCAAUUAUGAUACAAUUAGCUGAUGGAUUAAAAUAUAUGCAUAAUUAAAAAAUUAUUCAUAGAGAUAUUAAGCCUGCUAAUAUUAUGUUUAAAUAAGGAGUCCCUAAAUAUAUAGAUUUUGGAUUUGCAAAAUAUAUUGAAGAAUAAAAAGCAGAUCAAAUUUAAACUGUUGAUGUAGGAUCUCCAUAGUAUAUGGCUCCUGAAUUAUUAGAAGAAAGUGGCUAUUAUGAUUAAAGAGUCGAUGUUUGGGCUUUAGGGAUUAUAUUUUAUUAGAUGCUAGUUGGCCAUUUUCCAUGGAAUAUCAAUUAGGCUAACUCAUAAUAAAUGAUCUUAAAUAUUAUUAUGGAAGAUGAAAGCAUCAAUUUUCCAAUUGAGAUUGAAAUUUCAGAGAAGCUAAAAGAUAUUAUCACCUAAAUGUUGUAAUUUGAUUAUGAAACUAGAAUAGAUAGCAAUAAACUAUUUAUGAUGUUAUAAAAUUGAU
Messenger RNA from Paramecium pentaurelia, 874 nucleotides. Lineage: Eukaryota; Ciliophora; Oligohymenophorea; Peniculida; Parameciidae. The record is from the annotation of a GenBank genome assembly.